Messenger RNA from Diatraea saccharalis (sugarcane borer), 853 nucleotides. Lineage: Eukaryota; Metazoa; Arthropoda; Insecta; Lepidoptera; Crambidae. The record is from the annotation of a GenBank genome assembly.
UAAAAACAUAAACAUUUAAUGUGAUAUCAAUUUUAGAUAAAAGUAAAUGGACAUAAUAGUCAGGUGAUUAUUAGAUACAAUUAUAAUGAGACUUCAAAGGGUUAGCAUAUUUUGGAAAUGUAAAUUAAAACCUUUUUACCAUACACCAACACCAAGAUUUAUAAGUCAAGACAAUACGCAACCUAAAAUAAGCGCAGCAAGUGACCUGAAUCACUUGGAAGUUUGUCCAACAUGGCCAGCAGACGAAGAGCCAGAGUUACGUGCAAAUGUGUUACGUGACAUGCGCAUCAUACCUAACUUCAUCACUGAACAGGAGGAAACUACAUUGUUGGCUGAACUAGAACCUGUACUCAAACGUAUGCGCUAUGAAUUUGAUCACUGGGAUAAUUUUUGCGGCGGCGUGAUAGCGGGUCUGUGCCUGUUAUCUAGCGCGGUGAUGAGGCUGGAACACCCUGAGAAGAAACAUCUCGCUGUAGACGCGUUACUGGAGAGACGAUGCUUAUAUAUCAUGAGAGGCGUGGCGCGGUACAACAUGUCGCACUCGGUGUGUGGCACUAGUGACAGCGUGUGGCGCGGGGCGACUGUACCGCGGCGACGGCGCGUGGCCGUCAUACUGAGGCAGCGGCCGCUCACGCAACACACACAGUAGAUAUGUCAUCAGUUCACUUUAUCCACGCCCACAUGUAUAAAGGUCAAAAUUUUCUCAAUUUGGUGCUAAGUGCUCGCUUAAUUAAUAAAAUGCUUCAAAACAUCAAGUUAACCGUACCGAACAUUAUUUUUCGUGUUCAUUAGAAGGAAUUAUGUAGCGCACUUUUAAACGUGAUUAGGCUUGAUGCACGCAGGCUCGUAUGAA